AAAUCUAAUACAUAUUGAUGACGGAAAAUUUUAAUUGCGGUUGCUCCGAAGAAGAAGAAGAAGAAGAAGAAGAAGAAAAAAACGAUUUGGCAACAUCUAUUCAUAUUUGACGCAUAUUCCAAAUGCUCAUUCUUUAGACGUUUGCAAUUAAUUAUUUCAAGAAAAAAGGUGCUUGCCGAAAUUGCAGCAACAAAAACAGCUCUGCACCAUAUUCCUUUCGAGCAAAUGGUAGGAAAUCAAAACUAGUGCCAAACAGUUGGCGACUAUUCAUGAUUUAGUUAAAUUUAGAUCAAUUUAGUUUUGCGAACUUAUUAAAGAUUUUAUCAGAGUAUUUUCAGCUGAAGCCUUAGCGUUCAUUGCGAUGAUGAGCCGCCUUUCUUGAAUUUAAAGCUUGAUAUUCAUCAAUAGAUCGAAUGGACCGAAAAACGAUAGUUUAUUCUUUUCAAACGCAUUCAAAUGAUUGAAUGCUCUUGCUAGAGAUUCUCAGUUCUCAAAUGAUGAAAUAACAAUUCGCACAAUGCAAUUCACAGUUGUAAUUAUUUUUAGAAUAGCACUGUACAUAUAAACAAUUGAUUGAUUGAUUGAUUCAAUAUUUCACCAAUAUCUAUUGCGUGAAUAUCAUUAUACACUGUAUAAUAUACAGCCAAUAGGAAAUGAAAUCAUCGUAUCGAUCGAUUUUUGAAGGUCGAUUAAUUCACUAUUUAAUCGAACCUAGCUGCGGAGUUCUCGAUCAUUUCGAUAGUAAUCGUUGAUCAAGCCGCAUAGUAAUAGAAGCAAUAGUUGUACAAGUCUGAGUGUGUUGGCUUUCACAGCAAACUUGUAAGCGAAAAAUAGUUGAAUAUCCCUAUAAGUCUAACAAAUAGAACACAAAUUUAACGUUUCCAACGAUUUGAAAGAGAAAAAAAACACUGUUAAAGAGCGUGUACGGAUUUCAUUGGCCCUUGAAUUCCGAGACGUAGCGCAAAGCAAAAGGACAGACCCAAAUACAUCGGAAUUGAAAGCCAAAUAAAAAUAAUGCUAUAUUGAAUGUAUUUGCAAUACACACAUCAAGAGCAAACCAUUUGUAUUCGGCGGAUUGGCGAUUUAAAUUAAAAACGCGAAAACAGACAGGGGAAUCUGAGUAAAAACAAAAAUAACAACAAAAACUGAAGCAAGAAAAAAAGAGCGAAAGUAAAGGAAAGGAAACAGCGGCAUCAACAGCAACAGCAACAAUAACAACAAAAAAAAAACAGCGGCAGCGGCUAGCUACACUCAUAAUAGCUGAAAUAAGGCAUACAUAGCCCGGACUAGUGUGCGUUUUUAGAAUUUAUAAAUAAAUUUUUCAAUAAUGGCAACAAUGCAACAAAUUGCUAAGAGACGACCCCCCACCACAUCAAUCUAUUCAGAUAAUUACGGCUACACAAUUAAUUUUUACCAACCAAUGCUCGAUUACUUAGACGCGAAGGCACAAGGCACAAAACCUCAGUUACCUCAUCUACCGUGGUCGAAUGAACGUGGUUUGAAAAAGUACUGGCCGUGCAAUUCAGUGCCAACAUACACUAGCAAAGAUAUUGAAAAGUACAGCGACGAAGUUGUUGCGCACGCAAAAAAUCGCGAACGAAAUUUCGAAGACUAUAAAAUAAUUAAACGGUCUCCGUUGGCAGUGACGAAAAGUGCGAUUGGUGCGCGUUUAAGUCAUCGAUUGGGCCGAUCAAAAUACGAAACUGUGGAAGAACGAACCAUUCGAAGUCUAGAGGAACAGGCGAGCGAGCGACAUCUUUCUAAAGUUAUGGAUGACAUCGAGAAUAUCAAAGCGCGAUUUAAUGCGCACAAAGACGUGGAAAUCUCUACUGGGUUAAAAAAUGCCAUUCGCGGCAAAUCAGCCAGCCAAAUAUCGGCCGCAUUACUGGCUGAAAGUGAGAAAAACAUCAAAGUGUCACGUAAUCAAGAAGAUUUUUUGAUUACACAAGCACAGCAGUCAACGCAAAGUUAUGGCCGAGCAAAAGUGACUAAACGCUGCACACAUAUCGAAUUUGUUGAUGAUCGUCUUAUUGACAAUUUGGAUCGUAAGGUGGGCUCGUCGUUGUGCGACGUCAAACGUCAAUUGCAGUCAUUCAAUCAGCGAACAUCGGAUCUUUAUUAUGAUUCAAGGUGUUGUCAUAAGAAUAAGUUUUAAACGAUUCGAAUCCAAUCGCUGUGCAAACCAAAUUAGAUAUGACAAAAUACACGAAAAGAAAAGAAAAAAGAAUAGAAAAUAAACAGUCAGUACAGAUGCAAACAAACUACAUGUACUUCAUUGUCCGUAGGAAUGAUGAGCUAUUUUUAGAUGUUACUUGUGCCGUCCUGAACAGGCAAACUCAAACAGCGUGUACAUGUCUUACAUGCAUGACACAUGGUCGCCUUUUGAACGUAUCGAAAACACAAUUUAUUUUUAUAAUUACAAGAAGACCGACUAUUGCAAGGGAAUGAAAAAGAGCACAAGAAAAAUUGAUUCAGAUUUUUAUGAUUGUAUGAAAACCAUGAGUGCGUUACAUCAUCAUAAUCACCCAAUUAUUCGACCUAAAUUUAUGCAGCCAAAACAUCAAUCUAAGAGGCCAAAAAUAUAUCCAAAUAUUGAUUUGC
Molecule: messenger RNA, 2601 nt
Organism: Sitodiplosis mosellana (orange wheat blossom midge)
Lineage: Eukaryota; Metazoa; Arthropoda; Insecta; Diptera; Cecidomyiidae
Product: paramyosin, short form-like
Exons: 1
Coding region: 1328-2155 (275 amino acids)
Source: RefSeq, a predicted model, not a curated record